Drosophila guanche is the source of this 2774-nucleotide messenger RNA. It is a transcript of the gene l(3)80Fg, whose product is annotated as dnaJ homolog subfamily C member 16. The transcript has 12 exons. Bases 388 to 2748 code for a protein of 786 amino acids. The record is from RefSeq and is a predicted model, not a curated record. NCBI's taxonomy places the organism in Eukaryota, Metazoa, Arthropoda, Insecta, Diptera, Drosophilidae.
UUUUAUCGAUAUGUGAACCCUUACAUUGAUGUGUACGUAAAGAUGUGUAAAGCAAAAGAUAACAAUUGUAAAAUGAAGUAAAAUGUCAAAGAAUACAUUUGAUAGAAUUGGAUUCAUUGAGACGUGCCUGUACCCGAUUUGUGUGCUCCUGUCGAUUCCAAAACGAAGUGGUUUCGGAAAAGUUAAUUAUUUUUAGUGGGAAAUGUUACUGGGAUUCCGAAAAGGAUUUUUCAAGCUCGUUUUUAAGUCGGUAUGCGAUAACGAGAGUGCGUAUGGAGGCUAAGUUUGUAUCAGCUUAUACCGAAACGAUGUAGUCACAUGUGCUAAGACACUGAUUUUCUGAAAUAUUUUUUAAACUGUGGGUGAAAAACAAAAACGGAUACAAAAAUGCCAGCAAAACUAUAUAGAACUGCUUACUAUUGUACUAUAAGAAUUCUUCUGCUUUAUGCUACAACAGAUGUAUGCAAAUGUGCUUCAAAUGACCCAUACGCUGCUCUAGGAGUUAAUAGUCUAGCGACUACCCAAGAAAUAAGGAAAGCAUACAAACAGAUGGCAAAAGAGUGGCAUCCAGACAAAAAUCAGAUUCCCGGAGCCGAAGCAAAGUUUGUUGAGAUAAAAAAGUCAUAUGAACUUUUAAGUGAUUAUAAUCGAAGACGAAUAUAUGACAGACACGGAAUAAUUGAUGAAGACUCUCAUUUCUUGCAAAAAAAGCAUGAUUAUAGUGAAUAUGAUCGUUUUGCAUCUGAUCAAGAUGAGAAUAUUUUUGGAAAACAUUUCAUUAUUGAUCAAGACAUUGUUUUAUACCAUAAACUUUCAGUAACAGCAAAUUAUUUCGAGAACACCAUUUUGCUGAAAAGUGCAAAACAAUUACAUAUAAUUAUGUUUUACAAUGACUGGUGCUUCCAGUGUACGCGACUAGUUGGAGCAUUUAAAAAGUUAAUUGAUGUCCUGGAACCUUUAGGUAUUCAUUUUUCCACUAUAAAUGCUGCUCACGAACCGUCAAUUCUACGAAAAACUGGAGCAAACGAAAUUCCAAAAAUGAUUCUUGUGUUGAACGGACAAGUUUUUGUGUUUCGAGAAUAUUCGUUUACGCCACAAAAAGUUGUAGAAUUUAUACGAAAAAAAUUGCCGUAUAAGAUUGCUCAGCGCGUAUAUGAUGACAAUAUAGAUGACUUUCUUGGUGGCUGGAUGGACAACAGAGUGCGCGUAUUAAUUUUAGAGCCCCGGAGUUUAAUUCGGUUACGAUACCUGCUAACCGCCUUUGCUUUUUAUGAUCGUGUUGCCUUUGGAUUUGUUGACCUGACUAAAAAGAAUUCGAAAGCAAUAAUCGAUCGGCUCCAAAUAAAUCCAAGCUUAGACACUCUUCUUAUAUUUAAUGAAGAUUCUACAAGAUCUAUUGCCAGAAUAACAUUGUCGGACAUUUCAACUCAAAUAUUGACUAAUAUGUUAACUCCAAAUCAAUUUUUAAUUUUACCAAGAUUAUCAUCACAAGAAAUGUUGGAAAGUAUAUGCCCGGCUGAGUGGAACCGACCCAGAAAACGAUUGUGUGUAAUUUUGAUUACUGAAAACACGGAUGAACACAAUGUGGCAAGGGGUGCAAUGAGAGAAAUUGCUUCACACAGUAGAUACAGUGCGGAGAGAGUUCGAUUUGCAUACAUGUUUAAGGAAAGGCAGCCAAAUUUUAUAAAUGCCUUAUCAAAAGGAUCAUUUGACAAAAACCGCCUACAAAUUGUUAUUAUUUGGCGUCGGGAUAAUACACGCGUGAAAUACGAAUGGUUAUUUGAUGCUAAGCAAGAUGCUACACUUGCUUCUACUGUUCCAGCUGAAAGCAUAAUGAAUACAACAAAAGCUGGACUCACCCACAAAAUUCAAAAGCUUUUAAAAGAAUCUGAAGCGUUAAGCUACGAAGCUUUUGUUCAGAAAUUAUUGGACGAGCAUUCUCAAGGAAUUUUUAGUAAAUGGAUAACGCACUUACUAUAUUUAGUUGACUAUUUAUCCGAAAAUGUAGAAGACGAGCAUAUUUUUGCUGCAUUUUCGCUAUUAGGAACCAUUGGAUUUAUGUUUGGUGUCGGUUAUAUAUUGAUGUACUUCGUUAGGGCUGAAGAGGAGCAGCUAAAGGCUCAGGGACAUCUUACUGAUGAGACAAUCCGAAAACCAAAUAACAUAACUCCGGAACUAAAGCUGUAUGAACUAAGAGCAGAAAAGUAUAACGGAAUGGUUCGUCUACUUAAGCCUGGAUGCCGAACGUUAUUGCUAAUAACAGAUGUUCAAAGUCGGACAAAGCUUCUACCACAUUUUCAUAAAGCUGUAUGGCCAUAUCGGAAAACGAAAACUUUACUAUUUGGGCAUAUGCUUAUUGAAAAAGGAUUGUCUUGGUAUACAGAACUUCUUCGUUUAUCAUUGUGUUCUACUGAAAAGUUGCAAGUAAAUCCAAGAAAUUGUGUUGGAACUGUAAUAGCUUUGAAUGGACACCGCAAAUAUUUUUGUAUGUAUCACGCCAAGCAUCCUGAGUCGGUUCGUGGAACAAAGAGAUUGCUAAAAAUUACCAAGCAGCUGCUUAACUUGAAUGACGAUCCGGAAGUCGGAACAUUUCUAGGAUCAAGCUUUUCUGAAGAAUCAGAUGCAGAAAUAAAUAUUCUUCUUGAAGAUAAUUUACUUGACAGCCUUGAAAAUUGGCUUGAACGGUUGUUUGAUGGUACAACACACAAGUAUUAUGUAAAUUACUGGCCAGAUUUUCCUACUAAAUAAUUAAAUGUUUAUUUGUAAAGCCCGAA